AUGGUAAACUGGAAAUCCAGUGAAAGUAUUAAUCGCUUCAUUGCAGCUAUCAUUGCUGCUCACCUGGGAAACAAUAUUGAUUACAAUGCCGUUGCUGCUAUGUUUGGCCAGGGUGCGACCUAUGACUCAAUUAAGGGGCGAUGUCGCAAGUACCAUAAUCUGGCAGACGAGCUAAGGGCCGACGCAGCAAAACAAGGCAAAUCAAUUGCUGGGACUCCCCGUGGCCGUGGAAAGACCAGUACUUCUCGAACCACUCGUGAGACUCAGAACAGAGUCACCAAAUCGCUAUCUGCUUCCUCAACAAAAGACAAAACUAGGGCCGUCAGCCAUCUAGAUACACCUACCAAGCAGGGAUCUCAAAGUCAAAUUGGAGAUAUUCAGAUGAAAGAUAACAGCACCAGUACCAGCGCGAGUAGUAUUGGUAUAAGUGUGAAGCGUGAGCCCCUGGACAUCAUCCAAAGCAUAGAAGAAGCAGAGUUUGAGCCUUCCCCUGCUGGCAACGUGGGCUCUUUUGUUGGAGUAGUCAUCCCAACCAAAGGCGAGGUGACCGCUGUAAACAAGGGAAAGAAAACCACUCGGUACCGCAGAUCGCAAGCACCUCCCUAUGACUCUGAGUCCGAUGAGUACGUCGAUUCCCGGAAGAACUCCCCAAGCUCUGGCAGAGGCCGAGCCCGUACUCGCCAUCCGCGUACAGCCUCAGCUACUGCUAAGUACGCUGGACAUAACUUUGGCUUUUCUGAUGAGGAACACGCUUAG
Messenger RNA from Aspergillus versicolor CBS 583.65, 756 nucleotides. RefSeq lists its product as uncharacterized. Bases 1 to 756 code for a protein of 251 amino acids. The record is from RefSeq and is a predicted model, not a curated record. NCBI's taxonomy places the organism in Eukaryota, Fungi, Ascomycota, Eurotiomycetes, Eurotiales, Aspergillaceae. The transcript is spliced from 2 exons.